AAUUCUGAAUCGUAGGAUUAAAUUGUUUUCUAACUUCUAAGUUUGUUUCCCAUUUUGAGUGUUUGUAUAAUUAAGAGCUGUAAAUGGUAUGGUGUAGUUUGGUGUACAUACAAUGAUCUAAAAAAAUGUUUCACUCCUGAAAUGUUAAAGUCAUUUGUAAGACAAUACUGGUUAACUGGGGCUGCUACAAUUGCAGUUGUUGCAUCAGCGGCAUAUUAUGUGGCUAUUGGUGAGCCAGACAACUUUCAAAAUGUGAAGAAGCCGAAGAACAAGUCACGAAACAAAUUAGCUGGCCUAGUGAAUGAGGGAAAUACUUGCUUCAUCAACACCACAUUACAGGCAUUAGCGUCCUGCCCCAUCUUCAUUUGGUGGAUUGAUUCAAUUUUGGCAAAACCAUCAUCAGAUGCUACAGGAAACUGCCUGGAAACUACUUCUAGCCUAAAUUUGACAAUGGCUGUCAUAAACAAUCAGCAUCCAACAAUUACUGCUGAUUUAUUCAACACAAGGCAAUUAAUUCAGUCAUUAGAGAAGCAUGGCUGGAACCUCAAGUCAGAAGAACAGGAUGCACAUGAAUUUUUUAAUAUGUUGUUUACCACCAUUGAUGAAGAGAUCAACAAGAAAAGCAAAAUUGUCAAAGGCAUAUCAAUUGAUGAGCAGGAUACUACUACUGUAUGCCAUUCAAUUUCAUCUUCACCAUUUAGAGGCAACUUGGCUAGUCAACUCUGUUGCUUAACAUGUGGGCACAAAUCUGUCCGCUACGAUGCGUUUGAAUGUUUAUCGAUUCCUUUGCCAAAGCUGGACAUGCGAAACGCCUUCACGAUGCUAAACGUCCAAGGAUUAUUAAAGCAAUUUCUGGCCGCAGAAACUGUAGGUGAGGUGCAGUGUGAUAAUUGCUCAGUAACGAACGGAAAGAGUGUUUUUAUGAAGCAGCUCAGCCUCGGCAAGCUACCCCAAUGUCUUUGUCUUCACAUUCAGCGUUGCGACUGGACCAAUGCAGGCCAACUGACGAAACGUCAGGAUUUAGUCAAAUUUAGCGAAGAAUUAAAUGUUGGUAAUGUUGUCUACACUAAUCGACUCUCUGGAAAUUUAAAACCCGUCACUUAUCGAUUGCGGGCUGUCGUUGAGCAUUUGGGAAUGGCAGAUUCGGGCCAUUUUGUCACGUUCCGGCGGAAUGCCGUGGACGGCCGCGCAAAAUGGUUCUACACUUCCGACACAUACAUUCGGACAGCUACCCUAGAAGAAGUUCUUAAAUCAAGUCCCUACAUGCUUUUUUACGAAAGAUGUACAUAAGAAUCAUGAUAAAAUACAUUAUCCUAUUGAUGUAUAGAAGGUGAAGUAAUAAGAAAAGAGCAAAACUAA
This is a messenger RNA of Daphnia pulex (common water flea), 1359 nucleotides long. Its product is annotated as ubiquitin carboxyl-terminal hydrolase 30-like. NCBI's taxonomy places the organism in Eukaryota, Metazoa, Arthropoda, Branchiopoda, Diplostraca, Daphniidae. The coding region runs from base 142 to 1290 and encodes 382 amino acids. Gene Ontology annotation, molecular function: cysteine-type endopeptidase activity; cysteine-type deubiquitinase activity. The transcript is spliced from 4 exons. Gene Ontology annotation, cellular component: cytosol; nucleus. Gene Ontology annotation, biological process: protein deubiquitination. The record is from RefSeq and is a predicted model, not a curated record.